Linum tenue is the source of this 993-nucleotide messenger RNA. NCBI's taxonomy places the organism in Eukaryota, Viridiplantae, Streptophyta, Magnoliopsida, Malpighiales, Linaceae. The record is from the annotation of a GenBank genome assembly.
AUGAAGUUCGCCACAACCGCUGGCAUUAGUGCCAUUCUGAUGGUGGCGGCGGCGGCGGCUCUCCAGCUGGCGGCCAUGGUUUCAGCUGCCGAUUACCCCAAAGCAGAAACCGUGUGGUGCGCCAAAACCAGCCGAUGCUCCGACGCUUACGUCGACUGCCCUGCCGAAUGCGCUUCCACCACAACCCCAAACGCCAAGGGCAAGCGGAAGCCGAACUGCGACGCGCCAGGAUCAGCCUGCUACGACCCACGCUUCGUGGGCGGGGACGGCAGGGUGUUCUACUUCCACGGCAAGACCAACGAGGUCUUCACCUUGGUCUCCGACCCAAACUUCCAGAUCAACGGCCGAUUCAUCGGCCACAGGCCCGCGGGCCGACCCCGCGACUUCACGUGGAUCCAAUCCCUCGGAGUCCUCUUCAACACCCACAAAUUCACCCUCGAGGCCACCAAGGCCGCGACAUGGGACAGCGAGGCGGACCACCUCAAGUUCGCCUACAACGGGCAAGACAUCUCGAUCACCGAAGGCUCACUCUCGUCCUGGUACUCCCAGGACAAGGACAUCAAGGUGGAGCGCGUCUCGAGCAAGAACAGCGUCAUCAUCUCCAUCAGGGACAAGGCAGAGAUUCUGGUCAAUGUCGUCCCCGUGACUAAAGAAGACGACAGGGUACACAAGUACAAUGUCCCCCAACACGACUGCUUUGUCCAUCUCGAGGUCCAGUUCAGAUUCUACAAGUUGUCCCCAAGAGUUGAGGGAGUGCUGGGCAGGACUUACCAGCCGGACUUCGAGAACACGGUCGCGAGGCCCGGCGUGGCGAUGCCGGUGAUGGGAGGGGAAGACAAGUACAGAACCUCGGACCUUGUCUCUGCGGAAUGUGGUGCUUGCAUCUUCUCAGAGGCAGAGGAGUUGAAGAAGCAGGGGAAUGUCGUUGACUUUCCUACACUUGACUGCACCAGGGGAGCUGCUGCUGGGUAUGGGAUUGUCUGCAGGAAGUAA